Molecule: messenger RNA, 2717 nt
Organism: Xiphophorus couchianus (Monterrey platyfish)
Lineage: Eukaryota; Metazoa; Chordata; Actinopteri; Cyprinodontiformes; Poeciliidae
Gene: adisspb
Product: adipose secreted signaling protein b
Exons: 6
Coding region: 385-909 (174 amino acids)
Source: RefSeq, a predicted model, not a curated record
AUAAUGCAGUGUGUUGGUGCAGGUUACAGCUGCACCUGUAAACAUAAAUGUUAAACCGGUAGUUAAUAAGAGUGCCGGGAAGGUGGAAGACGAGGAGGCGUGUUCACGCCACCAUGUGAUCGGAAAUUACCCCUGCAGAGAGAGACAAAGUGCCAAAACAAGGGGAAGCGGAGAGUUUGAGCGGGUUCUUCAGGAUUUAAGGAGCUGCUUUUAUUCAGCAACACUUCCACGGACUCGCUGCUUCGCUUUGUUGUCUUUUCACCGCAGUCAAACCUAGCAAGCCACCUUAGUACGCUAAGGGUUGUUCUGAGGUCAGACUGCUGAAAUGACAAAGCUGUGACAGUGGACAUCCAAGAGUCUUCCUGCUGGCCCAAAUCGAGUGACAUGGCUGCUGCAAAGAAGAGGUGUGCAAAGGUGGGAGGCGUCCGCUUCCCUGAGGAACUUCCCUCAGUCGGAGCAACAUCCCACGUUCAUUUUGACGAAAAGCUGCAUGACUCUGUUGUCAUGGUGACCAUGGAAGAAGACGGCAACUUCAUGGUCAAGGUUGGCUUUCUGAAGACGCAGCAUCGCUAUGAGAUAGUGUUCACCCUGCCGGAGGUCCCAGCGGUGGGUAAAGAUGUGUGUCCGGCUCCUUUACCCAACCCACACCUCAAAAUCACCGACAUCUCAGCAGCACCAGAGGGAGGCCUGAAGAUAACGUGUGAGUACUUGGCCCUGCAGGAGGGGGUUCUCUGCGAGGAGGUGCUGCUGCUGAGCGAGACCAGCGACGCCGUCUGCAUCAGGGUCAAAGUUCACGCCAGAGUCAUGGAUCGUCAUCACGGUACGCCCAUGCUGCUGGAGGGGGUUCGCUGUAUUGGCACGGAGCUGGAGUACGACUCGGAGCAGAGCGACUGGCAGGGAUUCGACUGAACCUAAAGUCUCCAACUCCCAGUUGUACCUGCAGAAACACAAACGCACUCAUCUGACAUGUCAGAGGUUUACACCCACCUUAAGGCUCAGAAAUGUCAUCUUCUCAUAUAAGAAACAAAAUAAAAGCUUCCAUUCUGAUUUAGACACGCAGAUUAGUGCGUAGCAGCAUCUUAGCCUGCAGCGAUCACCAUCCUGGCCUCAGUGUUUAAGGUCAGACCUUAAUAUGGGAAACAUUCCUCUGUUUUAAGUGUGUCAGCCGCAGCGUCAGAGCGUUUUCCCACCUGUUCUUGUUGUAAACUGUGUUUUCCUUACUGAACCUGUAGAGGGCAGCAUUACCCUUCGAAUCAGGCUCCAAUCCUCAUCUGUUCUUCUUGUUCUCUAGCUCUUGCCACUCUUGGCUUUUUACUGUUAGGCGUACAUAAGGGCUCAUCCAUCAGCUAUUAAAAAAUCUUGGUUCUGAAUGAAGGAACAACUCUGACCUAUUCAGGAAAGUAUGAACACUGAGCUUAUAAAGUCUGUUUAAUGAUAAAAGGGCCACUGUAUACCACUGUAUGUAACACGGCUCCGGUCUGAGGACUACAGUUUAAAGGUUCCUGUAUCUGCAGGGGUUUUUUAUUUAUGUGUGAAAUGCAUUUUUACAUUCUGUACCUGACAUUUCUGUUGUGGUCUCUUGGCUUUAACCUGCCCUCAUCAUUACUACUUCAGAGUAUUUUUGUUGCUUUUCCAUAGCGGCUGCUUAGGAGACCCUUAAAAAUGAGUCAGGGUAUUUUAGUGAGGUCAGACGAGGAAUGCAUGCACAGCAGCUGUAUUAAAGGAAAGAAAAAAUGACACCUCAUUAUAGAUGGCACAGAUCUGCAGCCAUGUUUCACUGUUUCCUAAGGUGGAUUUCCUACUUUAGUCAUUAUAAAGAGGUGAUGAUAGUAAGAACUGAGAUGGUUUUUUUCCCUCAUCUUAUUAAAUCAUUUUUAGCUGUAUUCAUUCAUAUUUGAGUUCCCAAGUUUUACAAAAAUAAACCAUUUAAAUGAGUCACAGUCAAAACAGAAAUGCACUGGAAACGUAAUAAUUUUACUGUAUUAAAUUGAAUUAAAAAUUUGAUUCAGUCAGCAGACUGAACUGAGGUAUAGUUAUAAUGCCAAAUGUCCUGUGAAGAUUGAAGACAUUUCUGUUUUUUAAUAAAAUAUUUUUGUUUUGAUUGGUGUUUUUUCCCAUUGCUGCCCUUGUUCAAGCCAUCUGUCCUUUAACAAAUUCUUCCACAAUGUGAAUAAUCUUAUUUUCUAUUGUAAAUCCCGUUCCAAACUAUUCAAGGGGACAUGUCGUUUUUACAGUUUUCCAUCUCUAGUGUGUUCAGGCUUGUUCGUGAUGCAUAGAUUUAUUUCCAGGUAUGAAAUUGAUCAAUACUUUUUAAAACGGGAAGAAGGCGAGUACAGGGCUAUAAGUUAGCCGAAAUGUGCUGAAUCGGUUCAUCAGUGCAUAACACAAUGACGGCUCAAACAAAAUAAUGAUAUCAAAGGCCUCAACUCAAAUUCAUGUUCAUUAAAAGAAGACUAAUGUACUUAUUUACCCAAGGGAAAAGUCAGGAGAACUAACCCAACCAGUUUAACGGCUCUGCGGAGAGUCCAAUCAGUAAUUCACUACAGUAGUGAAUGUCUUCUGGUGACAUAAAACCUUAUUUUCAAAUUUUUUAAUUCUGGGAGCAUUCAGGUAAAUGUUGUAAUUUCUGCUCCAGUUCUGACCAGCAUUAUUGCUUCCAAUUUAAACUAAAAGUUGUAUGAGGCAGUUUAUUGAGCCAAGACCGCAUGAUUAUCCAU